Medioppia subpectinata is the source of this 1407-nucleotide messenger RNA. Lineage: Eukaryota; Metazoa; Arthropoda; Arachnida; Sarcoptiformes; Oppiidae. The record is from the annotation of a GenBank genome assembly.
AUGUCGUACAAAAGAGUGAACACAUAUGUGGACGAAGAGUUUGUGAUCAGUGGUAUGAGUGGUCGGUUCCCGGAGUCUGAUUCCACCGACGAAUUCGCUGAAAAUCUCUACAAUGGAGUCGAUAUGAUUACUCUCGAUAAUAGGCGAUGGAAUCCAGAAUUGUACGGAAUGUGUGGCCGAAUGGGAAAACUAAAGGAAAUUGACAAAUUUGACGGCCAUUUCUUCGGUAUAAUGAACACAAUGGGCGACACAAUAGACCCGCAGUCAAGGAUUCUGUUGGAAACCACAUACGAGGCCAUUGUUGACGCCGGAAUAAAUCCGCAAUCAUUGAGGGGUUCGGACACCGGUGUAUAUAUCGGGUACUCAUCGUUCGGAAUGCCUGACGGCAUACCAGAGGAGACACAACCGGACUCUCAGAGCAAUAUGACUGAGAUCUUGCUUUGGGUUCCCGGAAACUCCAAGUGCUUAUACGCUAAUCGCGUGUCGUUUGUGCUCGACUUCAAAGGCCCGUCGCUUGUGAUCGAUACGGCCUGUUCUUCGUCUAUGGUUGCCUUCAAUGUGGCGAUGAAUGACUUGCGAUUAGGCAAGUGUCGUCAGGCAAUAGUCGGCGGAACUAAUAUAGAUCUUCAGCCGUUCACAAACCAUAUCUUUCAGUCGACUCGACUCAACUCAAAGGACGGCAUUCCCAAAGUGUGGGACGAAAACGCGGACGGCUUUGCGAGAGGCGAAUGUGUUUCGUGUUUAUUCCUGCAACGAAAGGACGAUUCAAAGCGUAUUUACGCCACUAUUUUGAAUAGCGGUGUAAAUAUCGACGGAAACAAACGGAUGGGAAUGUUCUUCCCCUCAUCCGAGAGUCAGGAGGAUCUGAUGAUACAGGUCUACAAAGAGGCGGGAGUGGAUCCGCUCGACGUUAACUAUUUUGAAGCUCACGCCACCGGCACUAAGGUGGGAGACCCACAGGAGGCUAAGGCUAUAUACAACGCCUAUUGUGGUAAACCUAAACGUAAGGGAACUCUACCGAUAGGUCUGUUGAAGAGCAAUAUCGGUCACGCGGAGGGCGCUUCCGGCGUCUCAUCCAUUACUAAACUAUUGCUCGCAUAUGAGAGGGAAUCCAUUCCGUCGUGUCUUCAUCUCAACAAUAUUAAGGGCAAUAUUAAGGACUUUUGUCCACCUCUUGAGCCCAUUAGAGAAAAUUUCAAAUACACUCCGGGCAUCGCUGGUGUCAACAACUUCGGUGUGGGCGGAGUGAACGCACACAUACUGUUUGAACCAAAUUAUAAGAAGAGUGAUGACAACUGUCUGGCGAUCGCCGAAACCAUUCCAAGAAUUGUCAACAUUUGCAGCCGAACUCAGGAAACGCUGAACAAAAUGUUUGACUACAUUGAGAAGAAUCCGCACAAAAUAACC